AUGCAGUUCGAGUCGGAUUACCGGUUCGACAUGGACGACUCCUUCAGCCUCUGCAGUCAGCCCAUGUCCUGCCCUUCCACCACCACCAGCUUCUCCUCCGCCUCAUCAGCCUACGACCCAUUCACUCCUACAUCUCGACGAUCAACACCUCAUGAAUUCGGCAACAUGGAUUUUGAUGGCCCCUACAACUCUGUCUCCCACCGGGGGGCAGAGCUGACCCCUCCCUCAUCAGCAAUGGGCAAGUUCAUGUUUGGCCCUGUCAAGCCUGAGCCUGAGCACAUCUCAUUCUCCGACUCUCUCCCCAACACCCCCAUGAAGCGAGAGCAACUCGGCUUCGAGUACGAGCACAUGAUGGACAUGAACAUGGCACAUCACGGAUCAAUGGGCUCAUUAACGCCAUCAAACUCCUUUGGCAUGUAUUCAUACUCUCCUGAUGCCUCAAUGGGCCCCGCCUCUUUCAUGAUGACACCAACCCAAAGCAUCUCUGGCUCUGAGGCUGCCGAGACCGGCUCAUCAUGGUCUUGUGCCAACGAUAGCCCCAUCUCGUUCUUCCCCAACAGACAGCUCUCAAGUGACUUUGACACUUUUGAUAUGGACCGCCACUCUCAGUCACCUCUUGGUUACCACAUUCAUGACCCCAACUCCCCCAACCGCAUGCGUGCUCAAAGGAAGUUGAUGGUGCAUGAGAUCCAACAGAAGAGUGCUGAACUUCAGCGAGCUCAGAUUCGAUCAUCGAGGAAGCGAUCGAUCAAGCCUGAUUCUGCUCAAGUUGAUGUUGUCCGAAGAGCCAUGUGCAAGUGUGACUACCCUGGUUGCCACAAGGCCUUCCGACGAAACGAGCAUCUCAAGCGUCACAAGCAAACUUUCCACGGCGAAGGACCUAACCGUUUCUCAUGCGAGUUCUGUGGAAAGGACCAGUUCAACCGCCAAGAUAACCUCAACAACCACCGCAAGCUUCACGCACGACCCAACAGCCGCAACCGCGGAGUUGAGUUCAUCCCUGCUGCAGUCCCUGUCAUUGAGCAAGAGGAGCGAAGCAGGAAGCGAAGAGCGCCCUCAAAGUCCAAGAUUGCUGACAAGCGGGGCUCAGAAUACUAA
Messenger RNA from Fusarium mangiferae, 1098 nucleotides. RefSeq lists its product as uncharacterized. Gene Ontology annotation, molecular function: RNA polymerase II cis-regulatory region sequence-specific DNA binding; DNA-binding transcription factor activity, RNA polymerase II-specific. Bases 1 to 1098 code for a protein of 365 amino acids. NCBI's taxonomy places the organism in Eukaryota, Fungi, Ascomycota, Sordariomycetes, Hypocreales, Nectriaceae. Gene Ontology annotation, biological process: regulation of transcription by RNA polymerase II. The record is from RefSeq and is a predicted model, not a curated record. The transcript is spliced from 2 exons.